Medioppia subpectinata is the source of this 801-nucleotide messenger RNA. The record is from the annotation of a GenBank genome assembly. NCBI's taxonomy places the organism in Eukaryota, Metazoa, Arthropoda, Arachnida, Sarcoptiformes, Oppiidae.
UUGGUCGGGGCUCGACGUGAGUGCAUCCCACGUGCCAUCGCGGGUGCGGACACAGUAUGCGUUUGUAACGCCACGUAUUGCGAUGACAUACCUGCGCCACCGAAACCAGUGGCCGGUCGGGCGACGGUCUACGAGAGCAACAAAUCGGGCCAACGGUUCCGGGAGUCGACCCUAACGUUUACGGCACACAAAGUGGACAAAGCAAACAGUGUGGACAUCACUGUCGACCCGAGUGUCACGUAUCAGACUCUGUACGGCUUUGGGGCCGCCUUUACGGACGUCUCGGGACAGAUGUUUCGGUCGGUCAACGAGUCGUUGGCCAACGCUUUGAUUGACAGCUGUUUCGGCGCCAAUGGUAUGGAGUACUCGAUGGCAAGAGUGCCGAUCGCGGGAACCGAUUACUCCUCCAGACCUUAUUCUUACGAUGACGUCGACGGAGACCUUCAGCUCAAACACUUCGCCCUCCAGAAGGAGGACUUGGAGUUGAAGAUCCCAUACAUAAAACGUGCCCAAUCGGUCAGCCCUAACGGUUUCCGUCUGUUUGGUAGCCCGUGGGCGCCCCCGGCGUGGAUGAAAGACAACCACAAAUUCAACGAAAGCGGUGCCCUUAGGGGGCCGAUAGGGGGCCAGUAUUACGACACUUUUGCCAACUAUUUUGUUAAAUUUCUGGACGCAUACAAGAGUGCGGGCAUUGAGUUCUGGGGACUGACGGUCGAGAACGAGCCAAUACAGGGGAUGAUGAAUAAGAAACACCCAUUCAAUUGCCUGAACAUCAGUCCGUCGGCUGAGGCGGACUUUGUG